Messenger RNA from Gryllus bimaculatus (two-spotted cricket), 5839 nucleotides. NCBI's taxonomy places the organism in Eukaryota, Metazoa, Arthropoda, Insecta, Orthoptera, Gryllidae. The record is from the annotation of a GenBank genome assembly.
AAAGAACUGAUUCGCUAAAAUGAACGACGGAUCUGUGGCGAGUCUGUUUAUGGCGUUUUUAAUGUGACGUGAGUUACUGCAUAUGAUGUUUGGACAUUAUGGAAAACCAACAACCCAAGCAUACAAUGUGCUGAUGAAUUUAACAUAAAGAAAAAUAAUAUUUUUUACGUUUUAUCAAUGUUCCAUAUAAUGCAGUUAUGGUGGUGUGUGAUGUGCGAAGAAGGUUAAGAUCAAUGUAAAAUGUUUGGAACGGUAUUAUAAAGAAUUGCUCUUUUAUGCAAUGAAUCCUCCUGAGGUAAUGAUGUCAGAUGAACCUGAAUCUUCAAAGCCGCAACCGAUGGCCUUUACUAUCAACUUUUCAGAUGGCAAAGACAAUGUUUCCACAAAGAUGUUCCGUGAAAAUUUGGCUAAAUACACUAGACAUGUCCGAAAUGCAUCUCUACCCAAUGUAGACGAUAGCAAGAAACUUGCAAGAAAUGGUGCCACCUCUGUCCAAGCUGUUUGCAUGUCACCUUUAGCUGCUAGGAAGGGUAUUAUGAGUAAAAGACCAGGAUAUCAUUCUGAAGGUUACUUUUCCAGUGAUCAAGAAGAUGAUUUGAGAGCCAGAAGUGAUAUAUUUGUUAGAAAGUUAAAAAAUAUUGAUAAAGGGAUCAGAACUACAAAUUUAGCACAAGAAAAGAAAAUAAUGGCUGAUCAGUGUAGCCAAAGGAAGGUGAAACUUUGUAUACAAAAUGAUCCUCAAGAAUUUGGAGAUUUCAAUGCUGAUGUCAACGGCCAAAACAGUCUGAUGGAUGAUGAUGAUUACCAUACACCACCUCAUCCUCCUGCUGGUAGUCCCCUAACACUUCCCGACACUAGAGACACAGAAGAUUGGCUGGGGACUGAACAAAGUGAUGAUGAACUGGAAAAUCCUUCUGAUCGUAUAGAUACUCAAAUCCUUGAAGAUGGAGGAGGAGAUUUGGAUGACAUACUCAAUGAUUCGUCUAAUGACACUGUUAGUGAAGCAGGCACUUACACAAUUGAACGUGAUAACCCUUGCCCAGAAGUUAUGAGAGCUAGACAAGAUUUAGAAAAUGUAAUACUCAAAAUAGGACAGAUGCAGACUUUCAGUGAAGAAGAAGCAACAUGUAUAGACGAAAGCACAUUCAAGAGGAGUUUGUAUUCUGAUGGUUCACAUUGGAUCAAUGAAUGGGCGACUCAAGUAGCAAAACAUAACCAUAAUGGUGAAUAUGAAAAACCAAGUAUGCCAGGUUUGCCACCUCUUCCUGUUGGGAAGCAACAAGGACCAACCCCUGUCUCUACCAGCAAAAUAGCUUCUCCUGUGCAUGAAAGACAUGUGCCUUCUGCAGGUCGGAAGUUCACACCUCCGUCUCAACACACAGGACCACGGAAUCUUCAUUCACCUUUAAGUCACCUCACAGUUCAUGAUCCAAGUUCUAGUAAUGAUGUUGUUAAUACAGAAAGGCAUAGUGACAGUAGCCUUGAGACAGAGUCAUUUCUUCGAGCCACCGAGUCUGUUGUAUCAGCCAUGCAGGCUCGCAUGAGUCUCUCCAUGGAUUCUGGAGGAGAAUCUGAUGUGGACACAAGUCACAGCUACAGGGGACCUGAGAAAUGCAGACCUCCCAUGCCAACAACUGCCGGUGAGCGUUACCUUGCAGCAAGACGACCAAGCAAUGCAUCAGAAAGCAGUGGCCGAUUGGAGAGUCGUGCAGCUCAAUCAGACAGUAGUAGUGAAGCAGGGGAAAACAAAGGCAAGAAGAAGGACACCACUGUAGCUUCAGCUCCUCAGAUGCGGUAUAAUAGAGCAUUCAGCUUGCGCCGGGCUCGAUUAGAUUGUGAACCAGAACCACCUGCUGUGGACAAAAAGAAAAAGCCAGUAGUGAAUGAAGUGGUACCAGCAGUUACCAAUAAACCAAAGAAGGCAUUUGAACCUCCUUCACGCGCAACCCCACAGCGAACUCUGAAAGCGAAAAGUCCGAAACCUGAGACCUUCUCUAGGACAGAUAGUGGGAGGUUUAGCAUGCGAGCCACAAAACCAGCACCUCAGAAUUCUCAUCCUACAAAGCCGGCAGUUCCGAAGAAAGAUUCUAAACGAUCCGCUGGAGGUCGCAGCAAUUCAACACUAUCAUCUAGAGAGGUUGAGUUUCAGAACUGGAAACGCCGUAAGAGCUAUGACCCAAUGAAGGCUGCAGCUGAAGGCAAGAAGAAAGAAGCUGCAAAAAAAGCAUCAAUGAGCACAAGCAUGACACAAGCAUCUAUUGUUGAUCCAGAAACCUCCCCUAGCCAUCAAAAUCCGGUCUUGAGAUCAGCUUCAUUCCAUGGCACUGGAGGAAUGACGCCUAAUUAUGUUUCAUCAGAGGAAGAGGUCACUUUGUCAGCAGAUGAAGAUUCUCCAAUAUCUGGAUGCCCUCCCUCUUUGAUUGCAUCAUCCUCUCCAUCCAAGGCAUUGGAUAGUUUAGUAAUGGCUGCAGUAUGUGGACUAUCAAACAAAUUACGAGGCCACUCAUGCAAAUUAUUAAAGAAACUCAGAUAUCUGUACGAGGAAGAUUCAGAAAGAGCAGAAAAAUUAAGUGAUGUUAUAGAUCUUCUUGAAACUACUGCACCACCUGAUUCUCCUCAGUCUAAAAGUCCUUCUAAGGAACUAUCUGGAACUCUGAAAAAUCUCAAACGCAUAGAAACAGUAUUUAAAGUUCUUGAUGAUGUUCUCUUUGAUGAGGAGGACUUCGAGCAAGAAAUGGAUAGUUACCAGUGAUUACAAAAACAUACAUUUUAGGAACUUUUUGUGUGUUAAUUCAGUGCAAUGACGUGCAAUAAAUUGUGAGCGCUGAUUUUUGGGAGCAAGAAUAAAUGGGAAUGAAGAAGGGAAAGACAUUUAAAAUCUGGUGAUGUUGAUAACAAACAUUGCUCAACAGUGGCCUAUGCUCUCAACAGGAAAUAGUUUGGAUUAUUUGCUUUAACAUUCAGCUUUAUAUCUGACUGUGAUGAACAUGCUGCCAGUCUUUGUAAUGCUUAUAAAGUACUUUACAAAAAUAAAUAAAUAUAUACAUAUAUAUAUUGCUUAGACAUACUUGAAGGUGCUAUAUGGAUUUUUUUUUAAAUUGGUCUGGAAAUUCCAAUGACCUGAUGACCUGUUGUGAAAAUAGUGGAUUCACAUAAGAAUUUUUUCCCCAGCCAAGAAACUAUAAAAUCUUUUUUUUUUUUUUAGACCUCUAAUUAAGCUGUUUUUUGAAGACACAUUUUAUUUUUGCUUCUGCUCUAAAACUUAUAAUGUUCUUGGCUCAUAGUGCAUAUCAAGAUUUGUGAAGUAGUGCUUGCUGAUAUUAAUUUUUUUGAAUUUUCUUGCUGAUCAUACAUUUUGACUGCUUGAAAAUUGUGCUUUUCAGCAAAGUUUGUAAAGAAAUGUUUUAAUAUCAACCUUCAUACAACAUUGCAUGAAGAUUUAAGUUGAUAGAUGUAAGAUAUGUUUUUUCUCUAUUUACGAUCUUUGUUAUUUGUCAGACUUUUUUUAAGUUCUCACAUUCUACUCUAAAUUUUAUUAUUAUUCUUCCACCUCUGUAAGGAAAUACUGAAUCAGUCACUAAAUUUAUAAUCAUUCAUCAUAUUGUGCAAAAUGUUAUUCUUAAUAACAAAUUAUCCAAAGAUAACAUGAAAAUUUGGUGCCAAAAUUGAGAGUUGCUUCAUGUUGAAAUCAGACUGAUUUCAGAUUUAUGAAUAGAAUAUUGGCCGUUAGGUGGGUUGUAUAUUUUAUGAAGAGAAUGAAUUUGGUAUGUUACAUAAAUUCUGUGAUUCAGAUGGCUAGACUUGGUACAGCACUACUUCUGCCAUUGUAUUAACUGUUAUCUGAAAUUUGUGCAUUAAUGAAGCACAUUCAAAAGACAGCUCUAGUGAGUUGAAAAUAUACGGGUGUAUUGCAAUGUUACCGAAUCUAUAAGUGGUAAAAUUAGAAUUUUAGUUAACUUGUGCAAUCAUUUUGUUUUGAAAUUAAACUCUUUUUUGUAUGUAGUGUAACAAGGAAUUGUCAUCAGAAAUAUUGAUACCCAACAAUAUUUAUUUUCUCCAGCCACUUCAUUGUACUUACUAUUGUACUGAUAUUCUCUAGCCCUUUCUAAUUUUUAAUUUUUUAAAAUUAUUGUAAGCUAUGUUUCUGUUCAUGAAGCAGCUUGUCAAGCCCGAGGUAAUUCAACUUUAAAUGUGAGUCAUUUGAAAGUGUUCGCUGAAUGUUUUGAAAUAGGCUUAGGUGAAGUAAUAAGACAUUUAUGCUUGUUACAAAACAUGAUAACUACCAGACUGAUUGUCAACAUUUGAACUUUAUAUUUGUAUAUAGAGUAAGAAUCACUGUAGAUAAGUAUCUUAUUUAAAAAUUCAUUAUUUUGAAAUAAACAAUUGUUCUUCCCGAGUUCUAAUUGAAAAUGUGGACUAAUAAUGAUCAAUAUUGAAGACCUUCAUGAAAUAUCAAGUCAGACAAAUUCAUUGAAAAAAAAAAUUCCAAUUGUUUGAUAGUUGAAUACUUUUUGAAUUAAAAACUAACAUGAAUGAGUAAUCCACCUGGUGUAUUCAUAUCCUAAGUUUUUAAUCUCAUCUGCUCAUUUUUGCAGAACAUUUUUUUUUGUUGUCAAAUUCCUGCCACAUUCAUGAAAAAAUACAUCGAAACUUAUGUGCAAAAGUAGGAAUUAAUUAUGUGAUUUGGUAGUCAACAUAAGUGAUUCCUAAUUUUGAAAAGUAUUUUCUGUUUUAUUUUUGCAUUAAGUUUUCCAUCACAGGUAUCUAUUUUUGCUAUUGUUGUUUUUCACACUCACUUGAUAUUUAACCCAAUAAACUGCUAUUAUUCUACUUGAUUGAAUUCCAUUAGUUAAAAGUUCUUGUAUCUUAGAAGACAAAUUGAUUGAUGCUAUAUUUUUGCCUCAAAUAUAUUAUCUGGAUUUGUUACAUAAAGAAAUUAGGGUUCAAGUAUGCAGUGUCUGGGUUUUAAAAGACAACUGCAUUAUUUGUAGCUUUGUAUUGUGCUUUUCAGUUAUAAAGCAAAAUAUAGUUCACAAGUGAAGAGCAAAGCAGGAAUCACUAACUUUGUGGAAUGUUAUUAAUUCUUUUAUUAAAAAACACAAUACUAACAUCACAAUUUUGGCAGUGUAUCUUCGAUCAAAGGUAGCAAAGAUUGAACACGGUGAAAUAAUUAUUGUCACUCAUCGAUAUGGCAAAAUUAUGCUUCUAAUGUUGUAGAGAUAUGUAUUAUGUUUUAAAGAUAGCAUAUUUUAUCCAGUAAAAAUAAGAAUGCUAGACAUUUGAAAUGCUAAGACAUUCUAUUUUGGUUAAUUCAUUAAUUUGUUUCUGUCCUGACUUGAAGAUUCCAUCAAUUAAAGCAUUCUCAAUUUUAAAAAAAACAACUUUAUUUACUCUUAAUUUUCGUGUCCAGUUUGUAUUCAUACUACCUCCACUUUUUUUAAAGCCUUGAUCAUACUGCGUAAUUGUGCAUACUACGUUGAUGACACCCCUGUCAUUGAAUGAUAAUUAAACAUCCACGAGAGGGUAGGCAAAGCAGAAAAUCAUAAACCAGGUUGUGCUUCCUGCUCUGUUUACUGUGAUGCUGCUAUAGUGUACUUCCUAUAUUACCAUGGUAAUCAAAAUGUGUGAUGUGUAUGGAGUUGCUGGAAUGCUGUAUUUGCAGGAUGUGCUUUGUGUAAUUUGUCCUUUACUUCCACCAACCAUUUUGUUAAAGACAACAGUAGAAGAAAUAUGUUUCUCUAAAUCCAUAGGGAAUAUAGAUGGAACUAUGUAGCAUAAAAUAAAAUAAUGCAUUUAUGUGAAUGUAAAUUCUUCCUAAAUAAAUGACUUAUGUUCAUCA